AUGGCGAGAUCGAGUUCGGCUCGCGGCAAGAGCCCGUUGCCGCCGGCCGCCGCAACCAAGAGCAGAGGUGCCAAGGGCACUUCCUACAAGUCCGACGGCGUUGAAGACAACGACAUCUUUCUUCUUCCCACCUCCGACUAUGUCGUGGCCCUUCUGCUGACGCUGUUGGGUGCCCUUGUACGCGUAUUUCGAAUCUACCAGCCCAGCAGCGUCGUCUUUGACGAGGUGCACUUUGGCGGCUUCGCAUCGAAAUACAUCAAGGGUAAAUUCUUCAUGGACGUACAUCCACCACUGGCCAAGAUGCUUAUUGCACUGACCGGUUGGCUUGCUGGCUUUGAUGGCAACUUUGACUUCAAGGAGAUCGGGAAGGAUUAUCUUGAGCCUGGCGUUCCCUACGUGUCCAUGCGAUUGUUCCCCGCCCUCUGUGGAAUUCUUUUGGUUCCCUGCAUGUUCCUCACUCUCAAGGUUGUCGGUUGCCGUACCAUGACCGCUGCCAUGGGUGCCUCCCUCGUCAUCUUUGAGAACGGCCUCCUCACCCAGGCUCGACUGAUACUGCUCGACUCUCCCUUGGUCGCCGCGACUGCCUUCACCGCCCUCGCCUUCUCCUGCUUUACGAAUCAACAUGAGCUUGGCCCCGCCAAGGCAUUCCAGCCUGCUUGGUGGUUCUGGCUGGCCAUGUCCGGUCUUGGCUUGGGCAUCACCGUCAGCAUCAAAUGGGUUGGCUUGUUCACCAUCGCCUGGGUAGGCGCAUUGACACUGCUGCAGCUCUGGGUCCUCCUGGGCGACAACCAAAACGUCACCAUGCGCCUAUGGUUCAAGCACUUCAUGGCCAGAGCUUUCUGCCUCAUCAUCAUUCCCGCCACCUUCUACAUGGCCAUGUUUGCCAUUCACUUCCUCUGCCUGGUCAAUCCCGGCGAUGGCGAUGGCUUCAUGAGCUCCGAGUUCCAGGCCACUCUUAACAACAAGGGGAUGAGUGAUGUUGCUGCUGAUGUCGCCUUUGGAAGCCGCGUGACCAUCCGUCACGUCAACACUCAGGGUGGCUACCUGCAUUCUCACCCACUCAUGUAUCCGACCGGCAGCAAGCAGCAGCAAAUCACCCUGUACCCUCACAAGGAUGAAAACAACAUCUGGCUUCUCGAGAACCAGACGCAGCCCCUUGGUGUUGAUGGUCAGCCCUUGAAUGGCACUCACGCCUGGGACAACCUCCCCGACGGUCCUGUAUUCGUCCAAGAUGGUGCCGUUCUUAGACUGUACCACGUCCCUACUUUUCGUCGACUGCACUCACACGAUGUCCGCCCCCCGGUGAGCGAGGCCGACUGGCAGAACGAAGUUUCCGCUUACGGAUACGAAGGUUUCGAGGGCGACGCCAAUGACUACUUCCGAGUCGAGAUCGUCAAGAAACAGUCCCAUGGCACGGUUGCCAAGGAACGUCUGAGGACUAUUGAGACCAAGUUUCGUCUGGUCCACGUCAUGACUGGCUGUGUCCUGUUUUCUCACAAGGUGAAGCUCCCUGACUGGGCUUCCGAGCAACAGGAAGUCACGUGCGCGCGCGGAGGCAGUUUGCCCAACAGUCUGUGGUACAUUGAACACAAUGAGCAUCCCCAGCAUGAUGAAAAGACCCCCAGGGUCAACUAUCGCAACCCUGGCUUCUUCGGCAAGUUUUGGGAGCUCCAGCGUGUCAUGUGGACCACCAACGCGGGCCUGACCGAGUCUCACGCCUGGGAAUCCCGCCCUCAGUCUUGGCCUAUUCUCCGACGAGGUAUCAACUUCUGGGGUAAGAACCACACCCAGAUCUACCUCAUUGGCAAUCCUAUCAUUUGGUGGGCCUCCUCCAUCACCAUUGUUGUCUGGGCCUUGUUCAAGGGUGUUGCUCUCCUGAGAUGGCAGCGCAGCUACAACGACUAUGCCGACCCAACCUUUAAGCGAUUCGACUAUGAGCUGGGUACUUCGAUUCUUGGCUGGGCUCUGCAUUACUUCCCCUUCUUUCUCAUGCAGCGUCAGCUUUUCCUCCACCACUACUUUCCUGCUCUGUACUUUGCCGUCAUUGCUCUCUGUCAGCUAUUUGACUUUGUGACAGUUCGAUUCCUCGGGGUCAAGUCCAAAGAUGCGGCUAUUAUCAAUAAGGCGGUGACCAUGCUUUUCCUUGUCGCAUCCAUCGCUGCGUUCUCUCUACUGGCUCCUCUUGCCUACGGGAACAGCUGGACCAAGGAUGAUUGCAGGCGAGUUCAGUUGUUCAGCACAUGGGAUUGGGACUGCAACAACUUUUUCGACCGUUAUGAUGAAUACACUUCCGUCAGCCCAGAAGAGCUUAGUUCCUCGGCUUCCAAUAUUCCCAGCAUUCCCAGUUCUCCUGUCCCCCUUGGCCAAGGACAGCAGCAGCAAAAGCCGCUUGGAACCUCGCAGGAUGCACCGUCUGUCAAGGUUCUUAGUCACGAGGAGAAGGUUGAGUUUCGCGACCAAGACGGCAACCUCUUGGACGAGGAACAAAUCAAGAGUCUUGAAGGCAAGGUCAGGUUCGAGACCAAAUAUGAGACGCGAACCCGCGUUGUCGACGAGGCAGGCAACGAGCUGCCUGUACCCGAUGGCGGGUGGCCCUCGGACAUGGCUGCAGGCGUAGCUCCUCCCCACCCCGAUGUCCAAGGCGUCGACCAAGAGACAGUCAAGGACGAGCAUGUUGUAGCUCCCCAGGACGCAGCUGCCAGCCGUGACGGCGAGAAGGAAGCUGAACGGUCCAAGGCUAAGCCUGCCAGCGAUUGGCAAGAAGCCACCGUCCGUGACGAAUUGUAA
Metarhizium album ARSEF 1941 is the source of this 2787-nucleotide messenger RNA. Its product is annotated as dolichyl-phosphate-mannose-protein mannosyltransferase 1. The record is from RefSeq and is a predicted model, not a curated record. Gene Ontology annotation, biological process: protein O-linked glycosylation via mannose. The transcript is spliced from 4 exons. Gene Ontology annotation, molecular function: dolichyl-phosphate-mannose-protein mannosyltransferase activity. Bases 1 to 2787 code for a protein of 928 amino acids. Gene Ontology annotation, cellular component: membrane; endoplasmic reticulum. Lineage: Eukaryota; Fungi; Ascomycota; Sordariomycetes; Hypocreales; Clavicipitaceae.